CGCACACUUUUGCUGGUUGGACCAGGUCGACACCACCGGCGUUGGCAAUGGCAAAGAGGGAGGGAGCAAAGACAUGAUCCUGAGCAGCAAAAUGGUCGAUACAAUCCCUUCAGGGCAACAUUCAUGAGUGGUUGUUGGAAAAGCUAGAGGUGCGCCAGUGGGCGGGCCUCACUUGUACUUGAAAGUGACGAGAAGCAGCAUGAACUCACUCAUUGUGCCAGGUGGGGACGCAAUAAGAGGAGGCACUGCUGAGUGUGACGUCGAAGCUGGGGGUGCUGAGAGCUCCAUACUGGGGCAGAAACGAGGUCGUUGUGACACAGAAAGCCCUGGGGAUUCGCAGUCGUGUGGGAUAUGCCUCGCGGAGGUGGACGAUCAAGGCCUUCUUGACUCCUGUCAGCAUGCAUACUGCUUUGAUUGUAUCAUGAAGUGGUCCCAAGUUGAAUCUCGGUGUCCCACCUGCAAGAGAAGGUUCCACCGUGUGACCCGUACCAUGAUGGAAGGAGCUGGUCGGCGCGGCAGCCUAAGCCGGCCCCGCAGCUUCCGCAUCCCGGUGAAGGACCAGGUGUAUCAGCCGAGCGCGGAGGACCUGGCGGCGUACGCCAACACGGUGUGCAUGGUCUGCCUUGAGUCAGACAACGAGCACCUGCUGCUGCUGUGCGACGUGUGCGACGGCGCUGCCCACACGUACUGCGUGGGGCUGGGGCGGCAGGUCCCGGAGGGGGACUGGUUCUGCGCCACCUGCACAGGAGCUGAUGACGGCGCCACCUCCGGCAGUGACGCCUCAGUUGGCGAGGAGGAGCUGGGGGAGAGCAGCGACAGCGGGGCAGCUGCGGAGGAGGCACAGCAGGGCAGGCACCCAGGGGGCAUCAUGUCCGACGAGGACAACGACACAGAAUUCCGUCUCGAGAUCCAAUUUGACUCCCAACCAGCCAGGGCUACUGCGACGAGGCAAGGGCGGCGAUUGCGGUCCGCUUCCAGAACGGUACAAGGCCCGCAAGGAGGGGCCGGGGCCGCAGACAGAGGCCGGCGCGCAACGCGGCGCAGGGGAAUUGGGCUUCGAGAGCAACUGCGAGUGUCCAGUGUGCCCUCUCUUGACGGGGGGGGCGCUGUCGGAGCAAGCGGGAGGAAUGGUUGGCGUGAGGGGCGGGUCGGGGACCGCGUAGCAGCCUCGGCGCGUUGGGGGGGCGGAACCGGUUUCGCUCGCACGCUGCAGGCCCAGGUGCAAGACGCGCUGCAGCUGCGGCUGAUGCGUGAGCGCUGGCCCGCCAUCCGCCAGGGCACGCUGCACUUCCCGUCACCCUCUCAUCCUGCCCCGCCGCCGCAAGCUGGCCCCCCAGCCGCCUCCAAGCCGAAGGAUGGCGCUGGCUCGGAAUCGGAGCGCAUGGCAUGGAAGGCGCUUCGGGCGCUGCAGAGCGGAGAAGGGGCCAUGCUGGGCGACACGCGCGUCCAAGGAGGGGCGGGGCCGAAAUCGAGGGCAAGGGCUGCAAAGAAAGAGGAGGGCAAGGGGAUAAGGGGCAGGGCGGCACCCAAGAUCUCGACUGUUGCUGAGCGACCAAGAGGGUCAUCGCGAAAGGAGCUGACUCGGAGUCAUAACGAGGCACGGGAUCAUAUCGAGCAGCGGACUGGCAAUGCCGGCCAACAGACACGGGCGCAGCAGAGGAGGACUGCGGACGAAGACGGGGCCGGGGGGCAGGCUGCGGUGGGGGCGUUGGCAGCAUUCGCAGAAGCGCGGCGGCAAGCAAACGCGGGGUGGGUCGAUGAAGAAGUGCUGCAGGGUCUGAGAGAGGGGCUUGGGGAGGGGCCGUCUAACGGGGGGCAGAGGAAAGGCAGCAAGAGCAAAACGUCGUCAGCGCAUGGCGCAAGGCUCGGCAUCACGCCACAUGGCAGCUGGGCUCGUCGGCCUCCAUCCAACGAGACCGCUCCCACUCGCAGAGUCAGCCAUAGCGGCGAGGUACCGGCCGGGUGGCCGGCAUGCACCCAGGCAGGGGGCCCUGCGUGGUCCGCAGCUGGUGCGGCAGGCCAGCCGAAUUGGCGACGAGAAUGGCACUCCGGGCCGCCAUGGGCGCAGGUGGCCCCUGCAUCUAGUGGAGGCAGUGUCCUGGGGGCCAGCAAGGGCCGCGCAUGGAUUGACAUGUUGCGCCCGCCGUCCAGUCUUGCCGACAGCAGGCCUGCCAGGCUGCCGCCUCCCUCCCUACCUGGCGAGAUUGGGAGCAUGGCGCCGGGCACGCCGCCCCCCCUGUGGCCUCGCUCCCCGGUUGCCGAGGGCGCCUCUUGUCUUCCGGCACCGCUGCUGCCGUCCUCUUGUCUGAGACCCGCACCCGCAGUCCCGUCGACGGCUGCCGCCCCGCACGCAGCGGGGCCCUCAACAACACCUGAUGUUGGUCAGGGGGCCUGGCGGCCAAGCCCUGAAAUUCCGCAGGCUGGGGUCAAGGAAUCAGGUGAAGGAGUGGCGACUGGGGAGGUCUUGCCCAAGGAAAGGGCGGCCCUAGCCGGCGGUGCGAACACGGCUGGGGAGGUGGGAGCUCACCAGGUCUUGAACAGGGCAGCUGGCGGGGUGGGCGCAAGCAACGUCGGGGAAGGGGGCCACGGGAUGGAGGCGGCGAAGCGGGUCAAGGACGAGCUGGCCGAGGCAGUGAAGCGGCAGCUGGCGCCACUGUACAAACGGAAGGUCAUCGACAAAGAAGAAUUUCGAAAGGCAGCCGUAGGCGCUUCUCGCGCCUUGCUGCAAAUGCCAUCGGCACAAGCACAUACAACCUAA
Messenger RNA from Klebsormidium nitens, 2758 nucleotides. Lineage: Eukaryota; Viridiplantae; Streptophyta; Klebsormidiophyceae; Klebsormidiales; Klebsormidiaceae. The record is from the annotation of a GenBank genome assembly.